This is a messenger RNA of Penaeus indicus, 624 nucleotides long. Its product is annotated as craniofacial development protein 2-like. The record is from RefSeq and is a predicted model, not a curated record. Bases 1 to 624 code for a protein of 207 amino acids. The transcript is spliced from 2 exons. Gene Ontology annotation, cellular component: nucleus. NCBI's taxonomy places the organism in Eukaryota, Metazoa, Arthropoda, Malacostraca, Decapoda, Penaeidae. Gene Ontology annotation, biological process: chromatin remodeling.
AUGGGGGAAAAUGGAAGUGUCCAAAAAAUAGACGAAUUGGACUGGCAUAUAAUUGGAAUUUCUGAAAUGAGAUGGAAGGGAAUUGGUGAAGGGACAACUGAAGAUGGUCACAAAAUCUGUGAGAGAAUUGCGGCUGCCAGAAUUGCAGGAGAUCCCUUCAACAUAACUAUAAUCCAAGUGUAUGCUCCCACAAGCGACUGCUCUGAGGAAAGUAUUGAAGAAUUCUAUGAAGACCUGGAGAAAUUAAUAAGGAUGAUCCAUAGGAAAGACAUAUGUGUGGUACAAAGAGACUGGAACACUAAGAUUGGGAACGAUGCUUUUGACGGAUUGAGGGGGACAGUUGGAAGAUUUGGUAUGGGAAAAAUAAAUGAUCGCGAACAGAAAUUGCUAGAAUUUGCAAAAAGAUAUCAGUUGACAGCUAUAAAUACUCUAUUCAAUCACAAGACAUCAAGGAAGGCAACAUGGCACUCACCAGAUGGAAAGGUUCACAACCAGAUAGAUUACAUCUUCAUCUUAAGAAGUUUUGUAACUGGAGAUAACAGGGCAAGAAUGAGAACUUUCAACAAACCACGACUUGGUGAUGAUGACAUUGAGAACCAAGCUGAAAGUGAACAGGAAGAAUAA